This is a messenger RNA of Penicillium riverlandense, 1620 nucleotides long. Its product is annotated as glycoside hydrolase family 43 protein. The record is from RefSeq and is a predicted model, not a curated record. Gene Ontology annotation, molecular function: hydrolase activity, hydrolyzing O-glycosyl compounds. The transcript has 4 exons. Gene Ontology annotation, biological process: carbohydrate metabolic process. Lineage: Eukaryota; Fungi; Ascomycota; Eurotiomycetes; Eurotiales; Aspergillaceae. Bases 1 to 1620 code for a protein of 539 amino acids.
AUGACUCGCCCCAAUCCAGUUCUGCCUGGCUUCAAUCCAGACCCCUCUAUCACUCGUGCCAGUAGCGACUUCUUUCUUGCGACUUCCAGCUUUGAAUACUUCCCAGGGGUCCCCAUAUACCAUAGCAAAGACCUGAUUCAAUGGAAGCUCAUUGGCCAUGCCUUGACUAGGAGGAGUCAAAUCCACAUCGCGGCCCCUGAGCCAGGAGGAGGGGUUUGGGCGCCAACCUUGAGAUAUCAUGAUAAUAUGUUCUACUUAGCCACAUCCAGCUUCGACCGAUUCCGACCCCAACAAGACGAACGGACGUUUCCCAGAGGUUUCUAUAUCAAAACAGCGAACAUAUGGGACUCGUCAUCUUGGUCAGAUCCUGUGUACUUUGACAUGGUGGGAUUCGAUCAAGAUCUCUUCUGGGAAGACGAUGGAAGCGUGUACUUGUCUACCACUCACGUAAAGGUCGAUCGAUCACCUGAUGCAGAUAAAUCACAACUCGACUUCGCCAUCCACACUUGCAAGAUAAAUUUGGAAACGGGUGACUCGAUCUCCAAACCAGUGAUGAUUCGUGAAUCUCCUUCUGGAAUUGCCGAAGGCUCGCAUAUCUUUCGACGCGGAGGGUAUUAUUACCUUCUCACAGCAGAGGGUGGCACUGGCUCUAGGCACUCCGUAUGGGUGUUCCGGAGCGAGCAUGGAAUUCUGGGGCCCUGGACAUCUUUCCCGAAUAACCCUCUGCUGAGCAGAUCUACCGACCAUGAGGUACAAAACACAGGGCAUGCGGACUUUGUGGAGGAUGCGAAUGGUCAAUGGUGGGCCGUGCUUCUUGGAGUGCGGCCGAUUCGAAAGAGCGACGGCGUGUGGCAAGAUUCCGUUUUUGGGCGCGAGACAUUCCUUGUCCGGGUGCAAUGGAUCGAUGAGUGGCCCAUCAUCAACCGUGGACAGAAAAUUUGCGUCGGCCCUGAGCCGGAAACUCACUCGCGAAUUAUCUGGAGAGAUGACUUUUCUGAGCCUUCUUUAAAGUUGGGAUGGUACAGAAAAAAUACAGCGGAGAAGGUCGACUCUACUAUGAUAAACAACCCAAGUCGUCUGCGCCUGCAUGGCGGGCCUUAUAACCUCUCCUUGCCGGCCAGCCCGACAUUGUUUCUGCGGAAGCAGACGCACAGGUUCUGCGUCUGGGAGACCAAGCUCUCAUUUCACCCGACAGCGGGGCGUGAAGAAGCUGGAUCGGUGGUCUGGUGGAAUUACCUCACUUACAGCAGUAUUGGGAUCCGCAAAGUGCAUGAUGGAACCAACGGAGAUGCCACAGCCAGAGCAAGACUUGUUCGGUUCAGAUCAGCGGAAUGCGAGAUUGUGGAGCGCAGGCUCCGUAGAUUUGACUCCGAUGUUGUUCUUUUGAUCAGAUGCAACGACUCUGAGUAUGAGUUCGGGUUCAAGGAGCUUGAUGCGACGGGGAAUGAGACGCUAGAACCUCAGUGGUUGGGAAAAGUGAGUAACAAGGUCAUGACAAGACCGCCACCUAUCGGGCUAGCCUUCUCAGGUAUGUUGCUGGGAUUAUAUGCCUUCGCAGACUUUCGGAAGUGCACGGAGCCAGCCGACUUCCAUUAUGCGGAAUUUAGGCUGCGUUAUUGA